Messenger RNA from Trematosphaeria pertusa, 1959 nucleotides. RefSeq names its product APG6-domain-containing protein. The transcript has 2 exons. Gene Ontology annotation, biological process: cellular response to nitrogen starvation; autophagy; late endosome to vacuole transport. NCBI's taxonomy places the organism in Eukaryota, Fungi, Ascomycota, Dothideomycetes, Pleosporales, Trematosphaeriaceae. The coding region runs from base 95 to 1687 and encodes 530 amino acids. The record is from RefSeq and is a predicted model, not a curated record. Gene Ontology annotation, cellular component: phosphatidylinositol 3-kinase complex, class III, type II; phosphatidylinositol 3-kinase complex, class III, type I; phagophore assembly site.
GUCGCAAUCACUCACGCCUCGAAACAACCCCCGCCACAAACAUUAAACGUCCGUGGCUGCAAAGCGGAUAUGAGCGCCGCCCUUCCAUGACCAGAUGGCGAACGAAAAGAAGCAGCCGGCGCUGUAUUGCCAGAAAUGCCGCACGCCCAUCGAUAUCGAUGCCUCGAUAGACCAGCUGAAUCCGGCAGCCUUCAAGCUCCUGACAGACUCGACCGUUCCCGGACAGCAACAGAUCGCAAAGCACACUCCCCCCCGCCAGUCCCGGCCGACAUACCCUUCAGCCCGUCAUCAGACCUACGAGGCGGCCCUGCAGUCUGCCAGAAAUCCUACUUUCAAACGUAGCGUCCCGUCUUCGCGCUUUGGUCAACAUGGCGCGCACAACCCCGCCAUGUCCUUUGUCAACGUGCACAUGUCCGAGUCGAUGCUCGACCCGCCUUCCACGUCACCGGCACCCGUGCGCUCGCCAGACCGGCCAGCGCCGGUAGAAGAGCCUCAGUCGAACGGACUGGAGAUAACGAGACGUGCAAGCGUUGCCGGUAGUGCAGGAACGGUGGGAGGGGGCAGCAUGGCAGACGCUCUAGAGACCACGAACCGCAUGUUCGAGAUCCUGUCAGCCCGCUCCGACAUCGAUCAUCCUGUAUGCGUCGAGUGUACAGAGCUGUUAGUUGACGGCCUGCAAAAGCGCUUAGCUGUAGCGACCCGCGAGCGCGACGCCUACGUGGACUACCUCCGCCGUGCCAACACCGACGUCCCCAGCGCCGAAGAAAUAGCAGCCGCUGAAGCCGCCCUCAAAGCAGCCAAGAAGUCCGAAGCAACAGCAAUCACCAAUCUCGAAAAGCUCGAAGCAGAAAAAGCAGAUCUCGAUGCACAGCUUGCUGCCCUAGAAGCCGAAGCCCGUGAGCUCGACCAAGAAGAGAACGAAUUCUGGAAGAACAGGAAUGCGUUCUCAUCCACGUUGACCGAGUUCCAGAGCGAGCGUGACGCACUCACAACAAAGCAUGCACACGACGUGCAAAUACUAACUCAACUCCAACGCCGCAGCGUCUACAAUGACACCUUCAACAUCACUCACGACAACCAUUUCGCCACCAUCAACGGCCUGCGUCUCGGCCGCCUACCUUCACCCUACGUCGACUGGGCCGAGAUCAAUGCGGCCUGGGGUCAAACAUGCUUACUCCUCGCCACUCUCGCCGAGCGCCUAGGCUACAAGUUCCAGGGCUACGAGCUCUGCCCAAUGGGCUCAACCUCUACAAUCGUCAAGCUAGAAGUCAAAGGUGGGAACUCGACGACUGAGGCGCGGCACUCAUCUACAUCGUCACCCACGGUGAACAAGCAGCACCUAGAGCUAUACACCUCCGGCGAAUUUCCCCUGAACUUUGGCUUCAUCCACCGCAAGUUUGACACUGCGAUGGUGGCCUUCCUGGAAUGCUUACGCCAGCUUGGAGAAUUCGUGGAAAACCAGGGGAUUCAUGCUGGAGGCGGAUUAGCGGGCGUGGGCAGUGCCGGUGCCGGUGUCAAGAUGCCGUAUGAGAUUCGCAAAGACAAAAUCCACGAUCAGAGCAUCAAGUACACGCUCAACAAAGAAGAGGCGUGGACCAAGGCCUGCAAGUACACCCUCACGUGCUGCAAGUAUCUACUUGCGCACGCAAACAACGUCGAGAGCUCCGCUAUCCGGAGAGGAAGGUAGCGGGUGGGAUUGGUGGUAGGAAUGUGGUAAGAGUAUGCGAUGCAUUUCUUCGCCGACUCCAUUUGGCAGGACGAUUUACGGCAGAGAUAAGAUACCCAUGAUGAACUAUCAUUUUUCGUGUUAGGAGUGGCUUGGGCUUUGUGUUUGGCAGGACACGAGCAGACAGUUAGACAAGAUACGGGAGGCUACAUGUGUGCGGAUAUAUUACACAUCACACAGUGCAACUCCGAUAUGAGGCACAGAUGGCGCAUAGAUAAACCUAAUUUUGACCU